GUCGCCAAAACACAUGCGAAAAGCGCGCCACUGACUUUCGUAACACACGCAAAACAAUCUUUCAAAACUGCUGCCGAGUGGCUGGGUUAUUGCACUCGAAGAAUACCCCAUGGUACCAGAAGACCAGAAGUAAAAUAGUUAUCCUCGACCACCAACCAAGCAAGUACCUUAUCUGAAUGCAGCAAGAUCAAGCUCGGAACGACCUCAGUCUGCAAUAACUGCCUUCCUGUUCAGAGGCUUCUCCAGUCGUUUCAAAUUGAACUGUCGGUAUACCCCCACACCCCCACUCCAACCGACCAGAAUUCAAUGAUAGCAGGUCGCCGCAAGAAGAACAAGCCUUUGUCCGCAGGUUGGAGCGAUAGCGAUUCCAUCAAUAAUGUGGCUCCUGGUGCCUGCAAUGGCAAUCAUAAUAACAACAACUCAAUGAUGAGGACUUCUAACGGCGGCAAGAAGAAAUUACAUUCGGUCGUCAAGGGCGUGGCCAAGCUGAGUCUCUGUGCGGCGGUUGUGACCCCGCCAGAGGAGUGUUACUACUUUGAAGUGGGCAACGAUGAUGGCUCUCACACCACCGAGACGGCAACUUCCUCCAGUCUCUCCAAUUCACAGCAACCAUCUCCCACAUCGAUUUGUCAAGGACCUUCGGUGCGACGCUUGUCAUCUUCCAGUGGCAGUAAACGAAGAAGCAGCCACAAGAAACAACAACAAAAGUGCAUCGAAACUCUGGAUCGAUGGUCUCACGAACAGCAAGAGCAGCACCGAAAACUACUCGAUCGAGAGGAACAAGAACGGGAGCAGCGCGAAUUGAAGAGACUGUGGGAAUUGCAACAGAAACAACAGCAACAUCAUACAGCCGCCAGGAGACCAUCCUCCACUGACAGUAAGCGGGCAUCCUUCAGUCAGCAGGGGGCUGUCGAUCUAGAUGAGGUGGAUGACUGGAGCUUUACUUCCUCUGACAUGGAUGAUAAUAAGAAUAAUGAUGAUAAUGGCGGUGGGGAUCCUAACAUGCUCAUUCAAGUUCAUGGCGACGAUGAGGAGACUCACCGACGACAAAAACAGCAGCAACAAUACGAGGAGCCGCCCUUGGUGGCACAGACAUCCUAUGCCAGACAACAGCUCCUGCAAUCCUCCGCAUUUCGACGUGCCAAGGAACAGAGGAAACAAGACAAACAACGAAAACGACAGCAACAGCAACAACAACAAGAUUACUAUUAUGAUGACGACGAUUUUUUCAUCUUGGAUGAAGAAGAAAUGUCACGAGGUCUAGGAGGAUACGAAGAAGGAUUUGAUGUGCCCACCAUGGAAUCGCAUGAAUUCCAUCAUUUGCCAGUCAAGACACGGGAGGAAGAGGAUGAGCUAUCCGUCUCUUCGUCGGAGGAAGAAGAAGAACAGGAUCAUGCAAGACAUGCCAGAAGGGGAACGACCAUCAAAAAGAAGAGGAACGAUGAUGCUUCGAGCAGUCUGACGAGCAGUUGGCAGGGCAGUGCGUGCAUCCAUUGCAAGAAUGGGACAUGCGACAAUCCUGAUUGUUCCUGUUCCAGGUUCAUGAUCUAGCUAGCAAUAGAGUUGCCAGCAACAUCGCAGAGGCUGAUCCGUUCGAUUCAGCUUGCGACUGUGUGCUCGUAGCUACGAUGGGGGUUAGAGUUAAGUACAUUACAUUAGACCUAGAUUCCAGUUAAACUACAGAUAAGGUAGUCUGGCUACA
Seminavis robusta is the source of this 1702-nucleotide messenger RNA. The record is from the annotation of a GenBank genome assembly. Lineage: Eukaryota; Bacillariophyta; Bacillariophyceae; Naviculales; Naviculaceae.